Molecule: messenger RNA, 7481 nt
Organism: Marmota flaviventris (yellow-bellied marmot)
Lineage: Eukaryota; Metazoa; Chordata; Mammalia; Rodentia; Sciuridae
Gene: Rock2
Product: Rho associated coiled-coil containing protein kinase 2
Biological process (GO): mitotic cytokinesis; cortical actin cytoskeleton organization; regulation of actin cytoskeleton organization
Cellular component (GO): cytoplasm; cytoskeleton; centrosome
Molecular function (GO): ATP binding; Rho-dependent protein serine/threonine kinase activity; small GTPase binding
Source: RefSeq, a predicted model, not a curated record
AUGAGCCGGCCCCCGCCGACGGGGAAAAUGCCCGGCGCCCCCGAGGCCGUGCCGGGGGACGGGGCCGGCGCGGGCCGCCAGAGGAAGCUGGAGGCGCUGAUCCGAGACCCUCGCUCCCCUAUCAACGUGGAGAGCUUGCUGGAUGGCUUAAAUUCCUUGGUCCUUGAUUUGGAUUUUCCUGCUUUGAGGAAAAAUAAGAAUAUAGAUAAUUUCUUAAAUAGAUAUGAGAAAAUUGUGAAAAAAAUCAGAGGUCUACAGAUGAAAGCAGAAGAUUAUGAUGUUGUAAAAGUUAUUGGAAGAGGAGCAUUUGGGGAAGUCCAGUUGGUUCGUCAUAAGGCAUCACAGAAGGUUUAUGCUAUGAAGCUUCUUAGCAAGUUUGAAAUGAUAAAAAGAUCAGAUUCUGCUUUCUUCUGGGAAGAAAGAGAUAUUAUGGCCUUUGCCAAUAGUCCCUGGGUGGUUCAGCUCUUUUGUGCCUUUCAAGAUGAUAGAUAUCUGUACAUGGUAAUGGAAUACAUGCCUGGUGGAGACCUUGUAAACCUUAUGAGUAAUUAUGAUGUGCCUGAAAAGUGGGCCAAAUUUUACACUGCUGAAGUUGUUCUUGCUCUGGACGCAAUACACUCCAUGGGUUUAAUACACAGAGAUGUGAAGCCUGACAACAUGCUUUUGGAUAAACAUGGACAUCUAAAAUUAGCAGAUUUUGGCACAUGUAUGAAGAUGGAUGAAACAGGCAUGGUACAUUGUGAUACAGCAGUUGGAACACCUGAUUAUAUAUCACCCGAGGUUCUGAAAUCACAAGGGGGUGAUGGUUAUUAUGGGCGAGAAUGUGAUUGGUGGUCUGUUGGUGUUUUCCUUUUUGAGAUGCUAGUAGGGGACACUCCAUUUUAUGCAGAUUCACUUGUAGGAACUUAUAGCAAAAUUAUGGAUCAUAAAAAUUCACUAUGUUUCCCUGAAGAUGCAGAAAUUUCUAAACAUGCGAAGAGUCUCAUCUGUGCCUUCUUGACAGAUAGGGAGGUACGACUUGGGAGAAAUGGGGUAGAAGAAAUCAAACAGCAUCCUUUCUUUAAGAAUGAUCAAUGGAAUUGGGAUAACAUAAGAGAGACGGCAGCUCCUGUAGUACCUGAACUCAGCAGUGACAUAGACAGCAGCAAUUUUGAUGACAUCGAAGAUGAUAAAGGAGAUGUAGAAACCUUCCCAAUUCCUAAAGCUUUUGUGGGAAAUCAGCUGCCUUUCAUAGGAUUUACCUACUAUAGGGAAAAUCUGUUAUUAAAUGACUCUCCAUCUUGUAGAGAAAAUGAUUUGGUGCAAUCAAGGAAAAAUGAAGAAAGCCAAGAGAUUCAGAAAAAAAUAUAUACGUUAGAAGAACACCUCAACACUGAGAUACAAGCCAAAGAAGAGUUAGAACAGAAGUGCAAAUCUAUUAAUACUCGUCUAGAGAAAACAGCAAAGGAACUAGAAGAAGAGAUUACCUUAAGGAAAAAUGUGGAAUCAGCAUUAAGACAAUUAGAAAGAGAAAAGGCACUUCUUCAGCACAAAAAUGCAGAAUAUCAGCGGAAAGCUGAUCAUGAAGCGGACAAAAAACGAAAUUUGGAAAAUGAUGUUAACAGCUUAAAAGAUCAACUUGAAGAUUUGAAAAAAAGAAAUCAGAACUCUCAAAUAUCUACCGAGAAAGUGAAUCAACUUCAGAGACAGCUGGAUGAAACCAAUGCUUUGCUUCGAACAGAAUCUGAUACUGCAGCUCGAUUAAGAAAAACCCAGGCAGAAAGUUCAAAACAGAUUCAGCAGCUAGAGUCCAACAAUAGAGAUCUACAAGAUAAAAACUGCCUGCUGGAAACUGCUAAGUUAAAACUUGAAAAAGAAUUUAUCAAUCUUCAGUCAGCUCUAGAAUCUGAAAGAAGGGACCGAACCCAUGGAUCUGAGAUAAUUAAUGAUUUACAAGGUAGAAUAUCUGGUCUAGAAGAAGAUUUAAAGAGUGGCAAAAUCUUACUAGCAAAAAUAGAGCUGGAAAAGAGACAACUGCAGGAGAAAUUUACUGAUUUGGAGAAGGAAAAGAGCAACAUGGAAAUAGAUAUGACAUACCAACUAAAAGUUAUGCAACAGAGCUUGGAACAAGAAGAGGCUGAACAUAAGACUACAAAAGCACGGCUAGCAGAUAAAAAUAAAAUCUAUGAAUCCAUCGAAGAAGCUAAAUCAGAAGCCAUGAAAGAAAUGGAGAAGAAGCUUUUGGAAGAAAGGACUUUAAAACAGAAAGUAGAGAACCUAUUGCUGGAGGCUGAGAAAAGAUGCUCUUUAUUGGAUUGUGACCUCAAACAAUCACAGCAGAAACUAAAUGAGCUCCUUAAACAGAAAGAUGUGCUAAAUGAGGAUGUUAGAAACUUGACAUUAAAAAUAGAGCAGGAAACUCAGAAGCGCUGUCUUACACAAAAUGAUCUGAAGAUGCAAACACAGCAAGUUAACACACUAAAAAUGUCAGAAAAGCAGUUAAAACAAGAGAAUAAUCAUCUCAUGGAAAUGAAAAUGAGCUUGGAAAAACAAAAUGCGGAACUUCGAAAAGAACGUCAGGAUGCUGAUGGGCAGAUGAAAGAGCUCCAAGAUCAACUUGAAGCUGAACAGUAUUUCUCAACCCUGUAUAAAACACAAGUUAGGGAACUUAAAGAAGAAUGUGAAGAAAAGACCAAACUUUGUAAAGAAUUACAGCAGAAGAAACAGGAAUUACAGGAUGAAAGGGACUCCUUGGCUGCCCAGCUGGAGAUCACCUUGACCAAAGCAGAUUCUGAGCAGCUGGCUCGUUCAAUUGCUGAAGAACAGUAUUCAGAUUUGGAGAAAGAGAAAAUCAUGAAAGAACUGGAGAUCAAAGAGAUGAUGGCUAGACACAAACAGGAGCUUACUGAAAAAGAUGCUACAAUUGCAUCUCUUGAAGAAACUAAUAGGACACUUACUAGUGAUGUUGCCAAUCUUGCGAAUGAAAAAGAAGAAUUAAAUAACAAACUGAAAGAUGCUCAAGAGCAACUAUCAAGGUUGAAAGAUGAAGAGAUAAGUGCAGCAGCCAUCAAGGCACAGUUUGAGAAACAGCUAUUAACAGAGAGAACACUCAAGACUCAAGCUGUGAAUAAAUUGGCUGAGAUCAUGAAUCGAAAAGAACCCGUCAAGCGUGGGAAUGACACAGAUGUGCGAAGAAAAGAGAAGGAGAAUAGAAAGCUACAUAUGGAACUUAAAUCUGAACGGGAAAAGUUGACCCAACAGAUGAUCAAGUAUCAGAAAGAACUAAAUGAAAUGCAGGCUCAAAUAGCUGAAGAGAGCCAAAUUCGAAUUGAACUGCAGAUGACACUGGACAGUAAAGACAGUGACAUUGAGCAGCUACGAUCACAGCUGCAGGCCUUGCAUAUUGGUCUGGAUAGUUCCAGUAUAGGCAGUGGACCAGGGGAGGCUGAGGCAGAUGAUGGAUUUCCAGAAUCGAGGUUAGAAGGAUGGCUCUCCUUGCCUGUUCGAAACAACACUAAGAAAUUUGGAUGGGUUAAAAAGUAUGUGAUUGUAAGCAGUAAGAAGAUUCUUUUCUAUGACAGCGAACAAGAUAAAGAACAAUCUAAUCCUUACAUGGUUUUAGAUAUAGACAAGUUAUUUCAUGUCCGACCAGUUACACAGACAGAUGUAUACAGAGCAGAUGCUAAAGAAAUUCCAAGGAUAUUCCAGAUUCUGUAUGCCAAUGAAGGAGAAAGUAAAAAGGAACAAGAAUUUCCAGUGGAGCCAGUGGGAGAAAAAUCUAAUUAUAUUUGUCACAAAGGGCAUGAAUUUAUUCCUACUCUAUAUCAUUUCCCAACCAACUGUGAGGCUUGUAUGAAGCCACUGUGGCACAUGUUUAAGCCCCCUCCUGCUUUAGAGUGUCGCCGUUGCCAUAUUAAAUGUCAUAAAGAUCACAUGGACAAAAAGGAGGAAAUUAUAGCACCUUGCAAAGUGUAUUAUGAUAUAUCAACGGCAAAGAAUCUAUUGUUAUUAGCAAAUUCUACAGAAGAGCAGCAGAAGUGGGUUAGUCGGUUGGUGAAAAAGAUACCUAAAAAGCCCCCCGCUCCAGACCCUUUUGCACGGUCAUCUCCUAGAACUUCAAUGAAGAUCCAACAAAACCAGUCUAUCAGACGGCCAAGUCGACAGCUUGCCCCAAACAAACCAAGCUAACUGCCUUCUAUGAAAGCAGUCAUUCAAGGUGAUCAUAUUCUUCCAGUUAAAAUAAGACUGAAAUAUGAUGACCCAAAAUUUAUUAAAAAUCUAUAUUUUCCAGAGAGACUGAUGUAUACACAUACAUAUAUGUGUUUCCUUUUUCCUGUAAUAUCAGUGACAAGUCUUGGAGAGGUUUUCCGAGCUUCUUUCAAACAAGUUGAACCAACAGCAGUUGGUUAAUAGAAUAAGGAUAUCAUCUGCAACUCUCCCAAACUUGUUUCAUAAAGCUCUCUUGGCAGUCACUCACACUACAUUGCACAGAAGAAUUGAGAAGAGUUAAAUAUUGAAGAAAUCAUCUUUUCAGCUUCAAUAGAGAGAUUUCACCAGCACAUAUGCCAGAAGAACCUGGGAAUGGAUUCCACUACAGUGAUAUUGACUGCAUCUUUAAGAUGUGACCAUGAUACUGUGUGUGUAUGUAUGUGCACACACACAUAUAGUACUGUAAUACUGCAAGAGGGUUUUUUUAACUCCCCAUUUUAUUUUUUUAUAUACAUUAAUCAGAUAUCAUUAUUUCAGUUGCAACUAUGCACUUGUAUAAAGCCAUAAUGUGGAGUUGAUUCACUUUCCCCUGCACCUAAUAGAAGCUGCAUGUUCAUGUUUAAACAGUUGCUGUAAUAAGAAGUUUGAAGUUAAUUAUAUCAGUUUCCUAAUGCUUCAUGAUAGACAACCUUACCCAUUUUGAAUGCCUUAAUUUAAUUUUUUUUCAAAGUCUCAUCCUUUCUGUAUUUAAGAAAAAAAGAACAAGUGUUUACCAGCUCUUAGGAUGCAAAGUUGCUUAGGGUAAAAAAAAAACAAAAAAAAAUAGUGCACUAUUUUUACACAUAGUUCUAUCAAUGUCAGCCUAUUUUGAUUGUAUAACAAUUUUUUUAAUGUAUUGGUCUUAGAAACAAUAAUGGCUAGUAUUGGAACUAAUAUAUCUUUGUUGUAUAUCUUUAUUCAUCUAUCCCUUUCUACAGACCUCAGUAUUAGUCUGUGACUACAAAAUGUUCUCUUUGCUUUGAACUUACUGGCCACCUUAGAUGUGUUUUUAUUUCUGGUAAAGACAUUUGUGACUAUUUUUACAUUUUCACACUCAAGAUUUAAAAAUUGUCUCAAAUAUAAAGAAAACUAGGAUAUACUGUAGAUAUAUUUUAAAUAUUUAAAUGUGAUCCUUAAACACACAACUGUGUCUGGUGGUAUCUCAGUAUUGGGUUAAGAAAAUCAGUGACUGGGGGGAAGCAGCCUUAAAGGCACCCGAUUAAAUUUUUAUUUUUAAAAUGUUCUCAAGACUAAAAUUUAUGCAGGACCAUUCCUGCUGUGUUUCUCAUUAUCCCAGAUAAGUAUGUUUUGUACUGCAACAGUAUGCAGCAAUGGUAGGCAUCAAGUUUUUAAAAAAUCAGUCUUUUAUCAGGCUCUCCUGUGUACACACACAGAGUUUGGUAUGAUCGAAAUGUAUCAUCCAGUAUUUCAAUGAAGGAAGUAGACAUUUCUCAUUGCUUCCCUCUGGGGUUAAUGCAGAGAUGUUUGAAGAGUUGAGUCCCCAUUAUAGAUACUUUUGUGGGAGUUACAGAGUGCACUUUGGCCUACUCAUAUUCUGAGCUGAGUUCUGCUCUUCUCAUGCUGUUGGCUCUGCGCUCUUCCCUGCUUCUGUGCUAACACUCGACGUGCUGCCACUUCCCUCGCAGGUGCGUCCUGCAGUGCUGGCUGGGACACAGCUUGCUUUUUUUUUUUUUUAAAGAUUAAAAUGAAAAAUAUAUAAAAUUUAUAUAGAAGAAAUAUUCCAUUCAUUAGAGUUGUUAAAAGGAGACUGAAUUAAUAUUUUAUAUAAAGAUUUUGUUACACUAUGGGAGGUUCUAUCCUAUUAUUCUGAAUUGGAGAGUAUAUAUAUAUAUAUAUAUAUUUUUAAUAAACUUUAUUAAGGUGAAAUAAUUUCAAGUUUACACGAGUAAUUGAAGUAUCUGAGUAAAAAGCAAAAGUUUGAAUUUUGAAUGCUGUACGUGUAUAUGUAUAUACAUAUAUGCAUAUGUGUAUAUAUAUGAACAGGGAGAAUCAUGGUGUGAUACAACUGUACAAGAAAAAUUAAUAUGAAGUAUUUAGGGGAAAAGAUUUUCUGAGGGGUGAGAAAAAAAUCUCUCCCAUGGAGAUUCUUCACAUUAUAUGGUUUGAUAAAAAGAUUUAUAAGGUUGUUUGUCCAACUAAUGGAAAUGUGCUUAAUAAAAAAUUCUGACCUUGGGUGAGAAUUUGCUUUUUCCCCAGUUGCCACCUUCAUGUACACAUCUGUCCGCAUUUUCUUCCCAACACUUGGUAAAUAUGAAACAACCUGAUUUUGUGCCAGUUUCUUUUUCUUGAGGUUCCAGAAUUUCUAAGAUAUUUAUAAGACCAAAUUCUGUUUAUUUCUUCACACCUGAUUUCUCCUAGAGCCACGAAUACCUCCUAUGGGAACUAAGAAAGAGUGAAUACUGGGAUUUUCUUAGUUUAAUUUUUUUACUUUUGUGGGGAUAGCGAGACAGAAGUAAAACUAGUGCCGGUAUUACUGUUGAAGAUUAAUGUAUAAUGAAUUUUUUUAAGUAUUAAUUUUUGAAGACCUAUCUAGAAGCAAGAUUUUUUUUUUAAAAAUCUGAAAGUUUAAAAUGCUGUAGCUGACUAAUGGGUAGCACCUGAUGGGCAUGUGUAACCAGUGAGCGCUUUUGGAACUGCAGCAGUGCCGGGGUCCAGGAUGCGCCUCUGCGGGGCUGCUGGGCCUCAGUCAGUACAUGGAUCCUACCCGGGAAGCCCUAGGCCACCACGCGCAGUUUCACAAGUCCUGCUGCUGCUGCUGCUGCUCGUCCUUCUCAUAGGGCUCUGAGGGUAGAGCAGACACUCAGACACUACACUCACCUCACUGAGAAGGCUCUGAGUAGGUGUCUACACCCCUCAGCACCUACCUCACUGAGCCUCUCAGUCCCUGGUGACACUGCUACUGACUCGCUCCCUCGCCUGGCGGAGGCUUCAGCUCCCCUAGCUUGUGAAGGUGCCUCGGCCCUAAAGCACUUUGAAGAAGAGCACUGUGUGACAGUGUGGGUGUCACGCCUGGGGCCUCGCCUGAUUCCCUUCCCCAUGAUGACGUAUGUUUGGGAUUGUAAUAAGUUAUGAACUGCAUGGUUUAGAUCAUCAUAAAUAGCUGAUCAAUUGUCCCCAUGAACAAAAAUCGUGCCCCCUUGAUUUUUUUUAAUUUUAUUGCAUCUUUGUAGAAAUGUAAUUGUAUUUUAUGCCUGCUUUUUAUAAAAAAAUAAAUAAAAGAAAUUAAGAUGUAA